Pungitius pungitius (ninespine stickleback) is the source of this 2804-nucleotide messenger RNA. Its product is annotated as chemerin-like receptor 1. Lineage: Eukaryota; Metazoa; Chordata; Actinopteri; Perciformes; Gasterosteidae. Gene Ontology annotation, biological process: inflammatory response; positive regulation of cytosolic calcium ion concentration; phospholipase C-activating G protein-coupled receptor signaling pathway. The coding region runs from base 19 to 1095 and encodes 358 amino acids. The record is from RefSeq and is a predicted model, not a curated record. Gene Ontology annotation, cellular component: plasma membrane. The transcript has a single exon. Gene Ontology annotation, molecular function: complement receptor activity; G protein-coupled receptor activity.
ACCCAAAUACUGAUCGAGAUGACUUCUACCCCUUCUUAUCACAUCAAUACAUCAGACGCCACUGGAAGGAACGUCUCUUUGAAUGAGGACGAGUAUGCUGAGCUGAGAAAGGGUCUACACAUCAUGUCUCUCAUCGUUUACUGCUUGGCCUUUGUUCUUGGUGUGCUCGGCAACGGUGUGGUUAUCUGGGUGACCGGCUUCAAGAUGAAGAAAACAGUGAACACGGUUUGGUUCCUCAACCUCGCUGUUGCCGACUUCCUCUUCACAGCGUUUCUGCCCCUGAGUGUCACCUACACUGCUUUGGAUUUCCACUGGCCUUUUGGCAAAUUCAUGUGCAAACUGAACACCACUAUAAGCUUUCUGAACCUGUAUGCCAGUGUCUACAUUCUGGUGGUGAUCAGUGUGGACAGAUGUGUGUCUGUGGUGUGGCCCGUCUGGGCCCAGAACCACCGAAGUAUACGCAAGGCAUCCUUUGUGAGUCUGGGGGUUUGGGUACUGGCUCUGAUACUCAGCACUCCAUACCUCAUCUUCAGGGACACUGUUCCAUCUUUUCACAAUGCAGAUGUCAUCAUCUGCUUCAACAACUAUGCUCUUUCUAACGAGCUGGGACUGUUUCGGCAAAAGGCCAUGGGCAUCACCCGCUUCCUCCUGGGAUUUGUUGUCCCCUUCACUGUCAUUGUCUCCUGUUAUGCUGUCAUAAUCCAUCACAUCGGAAGAAACCGCACCCUGGCCAGCCACUCAAGUCGCUCCUUUAAGAUCAUUGCUGCUGUUAUCACUGCUUUCUUCCUGUGUUGGGCUCCCUUUCACAUUGUGGUUUUAAUAGAGUUAGCACAUUUUUCUGAUUCAAGUAAUAGAUUAUCUCAUGUCACCACCAUCGCAAUCCCUAUAGCAACCAGCCUGGCCUUUCUCAACAGUUGCCUGAAUCCACUGCUCUAUGUGUUCAUGGGACAAGAUUUCAAGGAUAAAGUCCGCAAAUCCAUCUUGAAUGUUUUGGAGACUGCCUUCAAGGAAGAGGUUUCUGGCCGUAACACUAGAACAAAGUCAGUGGACACCAGUCAGAGUAGAGAGAUGUCGUCCCGUAAUACUCAAGUAUAAAGUUUCCCAUGACAUGGAGGAGAAAAAUCUAAAACUGUGGUUAAAACAAUUGAUGUAUCAACGUUUUUAUCCAACACUGAAGCACUUCCGCUUUAUAUGGAUUGAUUUGUGUAAUUUGACAGGUUGGUUCACUGAUCAGGUAUCAGGUUGAUAACUUGUUGAGUCACAAAAGAACCUAGGAGUUGUUGAAAUUGGCAUUACGUUAUGACGAUUACUUAGUUGUAACAAAAGGUUUAGUAUGACAACUCAAACUUUCAGUUUUUUAUCAUAUGUCAGAUAUAUAUACAUUUUGAUUACUAUUUCUAUUACUAUUUUAGAAUUCAUAUAAUGUCGAUAUAUCUAUUUUAUUUGACUAAUUUGGCCUGUAUAAAGAAAUAUCUAACUGUUGGAUUGAUAAACAUAUUGGAUUACGGCAAUUACAGGCUAUUGUAAUUUAAUAAAACAAAUGUGGUUUAACUGUCUGGUGAGGUGUGUUGCUAACAUUCUUGCAGCUAAUGUUGUAUUCGGAGGAAAAGAGUGGACAUGAGCCAUCUUUAGCCAUCUUUGGCAUAUUUAUUUUACGAGCUGCUGCUGACACAUCAGUCUCACAGUCAGACAUGCUUCACUUCUUUCUUAUAAAAAACGGCAAAACAUUUGGGACAAACAAAACAGUAAUGCAAAUGCGUCCUCUUUAGCCUGCACCUUAGUGCCCCCUUGUGGCUCAUGCACAAUACAGAACAGUACUGCAUUACAUUAUUACUACAACUGAGGACAUAAUGAACAUAUUUUUACACCCCCACUUGUACUCAGAUUGCUAUUCUCCUAGGGAAAAUGAAAACAACAAAAACAGAAUGUGGAAUUCUUGUCAUACACAUAUCAAUCAAUCGUUCUGACUAAGACUCACACAGUAUCCUGUGGUACUGCGUCUAUCCCUGGUAUCAGCCGCCCAGUCUGCGUCACUGUAGGCCUGUUUACCUAGUUUCUCACUGUUGUUUCUCCUAAAACUUAACCCUUUUCCUGCUGUGCCUUUGAGAUACCUAAGUACAUGCUUCACAGUGACCCACUGUUCCUCUGUAGGCUCAGCAAAGAAAUGUGACAACCUGCUCACAACGAAGCUUAAAUCUUGUCUGGUGCAAACAGUCAGCCUCUCUGUACAUCCUGACAUCUUCCGUCUUUACUGCACCCUCAGUAUACUCUAGCUUUUGCUCACAGGGUGUUUCUCUUGGUCUACAGUCUUGCAUAUUAAAACGCUGUAGUAUCUUGUUAGUGUACUUUUCCUGUGACAUUUUUACACUCAUCUGACUAAAAUCGAUACUCAGAAAAUGUUUUAGUUUGCCAAGAUCUUUCAUUUUAAAUUUUCUGCAUGCAUCUCUUUCACAUUUGUCAGUCUUCAUCGCUCGCUGCAAUGAUCAGAUCAUCGACCCAUAUUAUUAUGAUCACCUUUCCUUCUUUUGACUCUUUGGCAUAAACACAGUGGUCGGCUGGGUUUUGUGAAAAAUUUAAGCAAUCAUGUAAAACCUUAUUCCAAUUUCGCCCAGAUUGUUUUAGACCAUAAAGCGAUUUUUCUAGCUUAUAGACUAUACCCUCUUUCUCUUGAUAGCCCUCUGGUGGAUUUAUGUACAUCUCAUAGUCUAUGUGGGCGUGUAAAUACGCUGUUUUCACGUCCAUUUGGUGUAAGAGUAAAUUCUCCUGUGCUGUUUUCUGUAGCACAACCCUCACACUCGUCAAGU